Molecule: messenger RNA, 955 nt
Organism: Episyrphus balteatus (marmalade hoverfly)
Lineage: Eukaryota; Metazoa; Arthropoda; Insecta; Diptera; Syrphidae
Product: sugar transporter SWEET1-like
Exons: 3
Coding region: 128-823 (231 amino acids)
Biological process (GO): carbohydrate transport
Cellular component (GO): membrane
Molecular function (GO): sugar transmembrane transporter activity
Source: RefSeq, a predicted model, not a curated record
AUAUUGUGACCUCACAGACUGAUAAGCAAAGCUAAAUCAAGAAUUAUCAGUAUUCAAUGGAAUAAAUUAAAAUAACUCAUCAGUUUUAAACGUUCAUUUGAGAGACACGGAUAGAACAAGAAAAAUAAUGUUGGACACACUCGGGGACUUUCUUAAUCCUUAUAGCGAUAGUAUUGGAGCUAUAGCUGGAGCCGCAACUACAUUACACUCAGUUUCUAAAAUUGUUUUUCUCAACGGUAUUCGAAAAAGAGGAACUGCAGAUGGAUAUUCAGCAGCUCCGUUUUUAGGUAGUCUUGUAAUUAUUAUUCUUAACAUCAAACUUUCUUUUAUCCUUAAGGAUACUGCUUUAUUCAGGACACAUGUUUUUGGAAUUAUCAUCAACAUUGCAUUCAUUUCAAUUUUCUACUAUUACACUUCUAAGCAGAGUCGACCAAAAAUUUGGAAACAAUUUGCAAUUGCUGUUAUUUUUGCAACGAUAUGUAUCAUUUACACUACUUUGGAAGAUCCAGCAAAAAUUGAAUCUCGCUUCGGUAUUCUAUUAUCAAUGUUGUAUCUUGUUUUACUUGGAGCACCAUUAUUGGGAAUGAAGAAUAUCAUUAGAAAGAAAAGCGCAGAGAAUUUGCCAUUCCCAAUGAUUUUAACUGGAACAAUGAUCGUAACAUUAUGGCUGAUGUAUGGAAUUUCUAUCAAAGAAAGGGUUAUAAUUGGUCAAAAUAUACUGUUGCUCCUUUUGUUGUCACCCCAGUUAAUUGUUUGCCUUAUUUAUCCAAGAACACCAAGCAUAACAAAACCUUUGGAUGAUAAAACGUUAAAGCAGGAAUGAAAAAUAUGUACAUUUUUAUUUUUUGUUUUAGCAAAGUUAUGUGAUAUUACGUUUUGCAAAAGAAAUGUACCUUCAUAUUGUUUUUAAUACCAAUGAAUAAAAAUUUUUUUCAAUAUAUUUGUCACCAAAAUA